UGUCGGAAAGUGGGUCAAGAUUUAGGACCAAGCCUUGGCUACCGUAGAUCCGGUUGGAUAUCAAGUUACAUGUAACUGUAGAGAUGUCGAUCUCCCAUAACUCACGUGCUUUAAAUCUAUGAAUGAAACCUACACAGUACGGUACCAAAAAACAUAUUUAUUCUCCGCGUUGUUCCGCUUAUUUUCUGUACUGUGUCCUAUUACAUAACAGUUAGGCCUACUCCCCGUUUCGCACUUUUCGUGUAUGACCCAAUAGGCCUGCUAUCUGGCGUAUUCGGACUUUGUUCAAUGUAACCUCUCUUCAUUUUAACCCCUGUCAGGACACAUACAUGAUUGGCUAGCAUUGUCAUCAUCUGCUGUGGCUGUCAUUAAGUCUUUUUCAGAACCAUGUCCUCGGCAAAGGAAAAGGUUUUGAUGGGCCUGGGGGGUGCCGCUGGUGCGGGCAUCCUUGCUUGGCGGACAAUGUUCCCAUGGAUUGGAUACGACUUGGAAAUGAUGAAAGCUGGGAAGAGAGCUUCAGAUGAAAUGGCUGUAGACUUUAAGAAUAGAAGAUUUGCUAUUGAUAUGUUUGAGGAACAAGCUUCAAAGUAUCCAGAAGACACGAUGUUGAUAUUUGAGAAUCGUAUCUACACAUACAAAUUCAUGAAUAGUCAAGCAUGUAAGGUGGCUAACAUUGCAAUGGCAUGGGGACUGCCACAGGGAUCCACAGUUGCCAUUUUUUUUGAAAAUGAACCUGCAUUCAUAUGGACGUUUCUUGGUUUACUGAAACUGGGCCUUGGUGUGGCAUUCAUUAAUACCAACACACGAUCCAAACCACUCUUACAUUCUAUCCGAGUCAGUGAUGCCAAGACACUCAUUGUAGGAUCAGGUGAUGAACUACACAGGGCAAUACACGAAAUCAUGCAUGACCUUGACAUUCCAGCUUAUCUGUCGGGUUUAGCUUCUGAAGACACUGGCAGUAAAUACCAUUCCUGGGAUUAUUUGAUGUUAAGGAGUCCUGAGAAUGAUAUUUGCAGCAGCAUCAGAAACACUCUCACACUUCUAUCUCCGUGUAUCUAUAUAUACACCUCCGGUACUACUGGCUUACCGAAGCCAGCCAUUGUCAACAUUGCCAAGGGUAUUGGGUUCACCAAGUUCUGCCUGUUUUCGGGUAUGAAGAAAGGUGACAUCAUUUAUACGACCACACCUCUCUACCACAGCGCUGCAGUUCUUGCUCUCUUCUGCGUAAUGAAUACAGGUGCUACAAUGUUGCUGCGUCGGAGGUUUUCUGCCACCCACUACUGGUCAGACUGCAGGGAACAUGGAGUGACCAUUGCCCAGUACAUUGGAGAACUUUGUAGAUAUCUGCUUGCACUACCUAAGGAUCCACUGGACGGUGUGCACGACAUUAGAAAUAUGAUUGGCAAUGGAUUGAGAAAGGAUAUCUGGAUAGACUUUCAGAAACGUUUCAAGGUGCCAAAAAUUAUUGAAUUCUUUGGAGCUACAGAAGGAACUAGUGCCAUGGUUAAUGUCAAUGGCAGGGUCGGAGCUUGCGGAAGAAUCUCUCCUUUACUGAACAAAUUGUCACCUUCCAAAGUGUUGAUUGUCAGGUACAAUCCUGAAACAGAACAGCCUUAUAGAAACAAAGAAGGCUUUUGUGAGGAAUGCAAAAUUGGUGAAGCUGGGAUCCUAAUAUCCAGCAUUCCUGUGAUUUACGCGCAAGGUUUCUACAAGGGGGGCAAAGAAGUGAACGAAAAGAAAACUCUUCGCAAUGUACUUCAGAAAGGAGAUGCCUACUUCAACUAUGGAGAUUUACUCUACAAGGACAGUGACCAUUUUGUUUACUUCCAAGACCGGGUAGGGGACACAUUCAGAUGGAAAGGAGAGAACGUUUCUACCAAUGAAGUUGCCAACAUGUUGACGGGACUUGACUUUAUACAGGAUGCUAAUGUGUAUGGAGUACACAUUCCAGGUAAAGAUGGUAGGGCAGGUAUGGCAGGAAUUUUAUUGAAAGAUGGCGUACAAUUCAGUGAGGAAAUGCUCCAAAAGAUCUACCAGCACUGUAAACAAAACCUGCCCAGCUACGCUCGACCACUCUUUCUUCGCUUCGUCAAGGAAAUGUCCUUGACAGUUACCUACAAACAGCGUAAGGUGGAGGCAGUCAAGGAAGGGUUUGACCCUGCCAAGGUGACUGACCCCUUGUACAGCUUAAGUGUCAAAGAGAAUACAUAUGUGCCUCUGACUUUGGAAACAUUACCUCAGGUUCUACAGUCAAAGUUAUGAAUAGAUUUGGAGUUCUAGUCGUUCCUCUAGUGGUCAUGAAAAGGAACUAUAUCUGUCUUGUUUGAAGAUGACUCAGGAGUCUAGGAUAAUUAGAAUAUAAUUGAAAAAAAUGUAAUCAACACCAUAACAGUAUUUAGCUAACAUUUAAAGGCCUAACUGCCAUCUUCAUCUAUGACGUCAUACAUAGCAUAGAAGGGGAGAUAAUGCUGUUAUUGCUAAAGUACAUUUAACAGAAGGCGGAUAAUAAUGUUAUAAAUAUAUGAAUGCUUAACCAUGUAAGUACUACAACCAUAUUGUGGAGAGGAAAAUGCCCUAUUUUUACAUUUUACAUGAGCUGUAUUUGGGACUUUUAUGAAACUACAUUAACAGUGUAAUUUGUAAAAUGUCUCUUUAAACGCUGAAAUUAAAGGUCAGAAAUUGCAGAGAAAUCCAGUAAAAUAUCUACUCAAUGUAAGGAUCCCAUGUUUGUCAAACUGGAACCAUUCCUAGAAGUGAUUUAAUUCAAAUAAUAUUAUAUAAAAGGCUGCAUUUUCUCCAGCAGUCACCAUGCAUAGAAUUUCUUUAUACCUGGAUUUCACCCAUUGGAUAUAUCGGUGUAUUAUACUGGAAUAGCCCCAAGCAAAAUAUUCAUUCAUAGUAUUUUAUUUUUUAUUAUGUCUCAAUAAGCAAUACCAAAUGAUUUGAAGAUUAAUUUUUUUUGUUAUAGAGCUGUAAGCUUAGAUACAUGAUUGCAUGUGUUGUUUGAAUUCCUACCACUAGGCUCAAGGGAAAUUCCUGCUAGUCAGAGCUAGUUAAGCGAUUUUUACAAUUAUAAUCAUUCAUUACAAACCCCAUGAUCUAGUGGAAGGAAGAGUAUCAGUUGAACUCUACUCAAAUUGACAUUAGUUGAAAUUUUAGGAUUUUACUAAGUAUAUAAAUUGUAGUUUGAUACAUGUAUAGUCUACUGAUAGAAUGCUAGAUGAUUAGGUUCAACAUAGAGAGACUUUUAGCAGUGUGUUAUAGUAAAUGAAAAUAGAUGAUCUUGCAUAUUCAGCCUGGAGUUUGUUUUGGUUGGAGCUAAUAUAAAAUUAUAUAAAAUGUAUUAUGGUAGCACACCACAGAAAGACUGGGUGGCCAUGGGUGAUUUUUUGGUUAAGCAAAUAAUUCCUGUAUUAUGAUAUGCAUAAAAAAUGAAAAAAUAAAUGUACACAUUAAAUUUCAUUAAUUGGUAUAUUCAUUAUGAAGUAGUAACUAAAAUAAAUAAAUUGGUUCCGGAUUUUAAAUUUCCGGAUUUUUCAAAAGUGUGUUUACGCAGGAAAUUUAGUUUUGCCUACAGCGAAAAAUGGAGGCUCAUAAUCAAACUUAAUGUACAACAUAUGUCAAAACAAGAUUAAUUCUGUCUUUGGCAUAGAGAUUUUUAAUUUCAAAUAGGUUUCAGAAAGAAAAUUGUGUAGAGAAUUGUGUCAUUUUGGGUCAGAUAUAAUAUUUUGCAAUUUUUAAGUUAUUUUUAAGUUGUUAACAUUGUAUUCACAGGUCUGAAAGACAUAGAAGAAAUAAAUUUACUUAUCCUUCAGAGCUGUAUUAAAAUUGCAAAUGUUGUACAGAUUACAAAUAUAUAUACUUUAAUGGAGGUAAUAUGUAGGGUUAACUGGCAAUGUUUACAUGUCUAAAACAGGUGCCAUAUUUUUCAGAAUUGGGCAUUUUUACUGUACAUUGCUACCUAUAUGUGCAAUACAUGUACACUGAUGAGUAUCUCUGGUUGUGAGAAUUAUUUACAUUCCAUACCUGAAAAACAUUCUAGGACAUUUGCAGAUUUUGUUGUUGUUGAUGAUUUAACAGAAAUUGGUGCUAAACAGUCCUUACAAUUUAGAGCAAAUUGUAAAAUGUUUCAAAAUAUUUUGAAAAAAAAAAAGUAUUUUGUUAAAUGUUUCAAAAUAUUUUGCAUCUUAACCCUUUAAUACUAAUAUUGUUUUUUUUAACUUGGUAUUUAAUCAGAUAAGCUUUCUGUGAUUACAGAUUUAGUCUAAGGCCUUUGCUAAUACAGAACUUCUGGACACUUUUGUGUAUGGAUUAAAAAAUAUCUCUGUAGUACAGUGUGUGAAUAGACUUUGGUUGUCACAACUAGUAUUGAAUUUAAGCGUGAAGUUUUGGUGACUACACUUUGUCACUUUCAUCAGACAAAUGAUUAAUGAAGUGUAUGUGCACUGCCGUGUUAAGUGUAUGUACACUGAGGUGUUAAGUGUACGUACACUGAUGUGUGAAGUGUACGUACACUGAGGUGUUAAGUGUAUGUACACUGAGGUGUGAAGUGUACGUACGCUGAUGUGUGAAGUGUACGUACACUGAGGUGUUAAGUGUACGUACACUGAGGUGUGAAGUGUCCGUACACUGAGGUGUGAAGUGUACGUACACUGAGGUGUGAAGUGUACGUGCACUGAGGUGUGAAGUGUACGUGCACUGAGGUGUGAAGUGUACGUGCACUGAGGUGUGAAGUGUACGUGCACUGAGGUGUGAAGUGUACGUACACUGAGGUGUGAAGUGUUCGUACACUGAGGUGUUAAGUGUAGGAGAUUGUAAUCAAAUUGACAGUUUUUUUUGGUCUAGGCUAUAAUCUAUACACGGAAGUGGUAGACAGUGAACAGGUUGACUUAUUUACAUGUAGUUUUUUGAUGAGAGGAUUUUUGUCUAUUUCAUAUAUGUGAAGACUGUUUUUUAUAUAUUAACAGACCCUAUAAUCAGACUAUAACUUUCCAAGGGGAGACUACUUGCUACUUCCUAUUGCCAUUAUAUGGAUAUAAAAGAGCUUAGUAUAUCUAUAGCAAUUAUGAGACAAGUCAAUCAGAUUAAAAUACCAAUCACUGCUAUUCUUGUAGUGAUUUGGUGAAUAUCAUGGCAAGUCAUUGUAUUGAUCUAGGCAGCAAUACUCUUAUGAAUGAGUGCCUUUAGUGGUAGACUGCUGCCUACCAUAUCAAUGUACAUUUGUAUUUGACCUUUGACCUUUUACUCAGUGUCAGAUAUGGGCUUGUAAAAACAAUGAAUGAGAGCAAAUGAAGCUAUACAGGCCACUGUCACCUUAUUAAAUUCUGGUUAAGUCAUUAUAGUCAAAACGUUCUGUGUUAUUAUGCUUGUUCCGUCACAAAUUGAUUAAUUUGAUAAUUAUUUUAUUGUUAAUUUUCUUUUUAAAGUUUGAUAUAGAAAUUUAUACUCUACAGAUGUUUAGAAAAAAUGGAAAUGAAAUAAAAUUGUUCAUCCAAGCAUU
Molecule: messenger RNA, 5500 nt
Organism: Pecten maximus
Lineage: Eukaryota; Metazoa; Mollusca; Bivalvia; Pectinida; Pectinidae
Product: very long-chain acyl-CoA synthetase-like
Exons: 11
Coding region: 388-2262 (624 amino acids)
Molecular function (GO): long-chain fatty acid-CoA ligase activity; long-chain fatty acid transmembrane transporter activity
Source: RefSeq, a predicted model, not a curated record